Brassica oleracea var. oleracea is the source of this 978-nucleotide messenger RNA. Its product is annotated as protein TORNADO 2-like. Gene Ontology annotation, cellular component: plasma membrane; plasmodesma. Gene Ontology annotation, biological process: auxin-activated signaling pathway. The record is from RefSeq and is a predicted model, not a curated record. Lineage: Eukaryota; Viridiplantae; Streptophyta; Magnoliopsida; Brassicales; Brassicaceae. The transcript is spliced from 3 exons. The coding region runs from base 96 to 911 and encodes 271 amino acids.
UCUCUCUCUCUCUCUCUCUCUCUCUCAAAGUUAUUACCAUUACCCUAAAUUCCUUUCAAACCAAACAUAUUUCAAGAAACACAAAAAGAGAAAAGAUGCCUCUAAGAAACAAUGUAAUAGGUUGCAUAAAUUUCAUCGCCGUCCUCCUCUCAAUUCCGGUCAUCAGCGCCGGAAUCUGGCUCGCUAUGGGAACAGUGAAGUCAUGUGUCACGCUCCUUCAAUGGCCAAUAAUAGUCCUCGGAAUCUUGAUCCUCCUAGUGGGUCUUGCUGGUCUCAUUGGAGGGUUCUGGAGAAUCACUUGGCUUCUCGUUGUUUACUUAAUUGCAAUGCUUGUUCUCAUUGUACUUUUAAGUGUUCUUAUCGGAUUUAUUUACAUGGUUACCAUGAAAGGAUCUGGUCAUCCAGAACCAAGUAGAGCUUAUCUUGAGUAUAGUCUUCAAGACUUCUCUGGUUACUUACGUCAAAAAGUUCAGAAAUCUUACAAAUGGGAUAGGAUUAGUACUUGUUUGAGUGCUACUAACAUUUGUCCUGAACUAAACCAGACAUUCACUAUCGCUCAUGAUUUCUUCAAUGCUCCUCUUAGUCCCAUUCAAUCUGGUUGCUGCAAGCCCCCAACAAAAUGUGGUUUCCAGUUCAUGAGCCCUACUAACUGGAUAGCUGCAAUAAAUAUGUCCGCAGACAUGGAUUGUCUACAAUGGAGCAAUGUAGAAAACACUUUGUGCUAUGGGUGUGACUCUUGCAAAGCCGGUUUGCUCGCAAACCUCAAGGUAGAUUGGUUAAAAGCGGAUAUCGUUCUUCUUUCAGCGCUGAUCGGUUUAAUAAUCGUUUAUAUAAUCGGCUGCUGCGCUUUCCGAAAUGCUAAAACUGAGGAUAUUUUCAGAAAGUAUAAGCAGGGGUAUACUUAUACAUGAUCGAGAUGAGAAGUUUAGUGGCAAAACUGUGGUGAAGUUUCUUAAAUUAUUGGAUUUCUUGUAAUUU